GCAACGGGACCCAUUUCCUCCCCAGACAGGCUGUGAUUUACGGCGUGGGUGUCCGUCUGGGAGAGAGCCACCAGUCUAUAUAUAGCAGCUCGGAGCCCAUAAAUGGGGCGGGACAGGCUCUGCCCCGGAGCUGGGCGCUGCUGCCUCCCUGAGCCGGGCGAGCCGGGCGCUGCUGCCUCCCCUUCACCGCUGUCCUGUCCUCUCGGCCUGCCCCACGAUGUCACUUGUCGCGGUGCCCUUCUACCAGAAGCGGCACAAGCACUUUGACCAGUCGUACCGGAACACGCAAGCGCGGUACCUGCUCAGCGAGUAUGCGGCGAGAAAGAAGCGCUCCUCGACCCAGGCUUCUUCCCAGAAGUCCCUGGUGCAGGCGUCCUCGUCCCAGAGAGCGGCCGGCCAGACCUCUUCACUGUCCUCCGGCAGCACCAUCUGCAGGCUGUGCGCCAAGAGGGUGAGCUCCGCGCAGGAGGAGAGUGCGCAGGAGGAUGAGAGCAGGUACCGGUCCCUGGUGGCCUCAUACGCAGAGACCAAGCGGCGGCGCUUCCUGGGCGAGCUGGCCGACCUGGAGGAGGACGUGCACCUGGCCCGCACCCAGGCCCGGGACACACUGGACAAGUUCUCCAUCCAGCAGAUGGUGCAGGACAAGCUGGCCUGGAUGAAGGAGCAGGACACCUUCGCAGAGCGGACCAGGCGGGCCCCCGAGAUCCUGGUGCGCCUGCGCUCCCACACCGUCUGGGAGAGGAUGAGCGUGAAGCUCUGCUUCACCGUGCAGGGCUUCCCCACGCCCGUGGUGCAGUGGUACAAAGACGGCAACCUGAUCUGCCAGGCGGCCGACCCCGGCAAGUACAGGGUCGAGAGCAUGUACGGCGUGCACACUCUGGAGAUCCACAGGGCCAACUUCGACGACACCGCGACCUACUCUGCAGUGGCCACGAACGCGCACGGGCAGGUGUCCACCAACGCGGCAGUGGUGGUGAAGAGGUUCCGAGGGGAGGAGACGCCCCUGCGCUCCGUGGGACUCCCGAUUGGACUGCCCUUGUCCUCUGUCGUCCCGUACACGCACUUCGAUGUCCAGUUUUUGGAGAAGUUCGGGGUCACCUUCAGGAGAGAGGGCGAGACGGUCACACUCAAGUGCACGCUGCUGGUGACACCGGACCUGAAAAGAGUGCAGCCGCGGGCUGAGUGGUACCGGGAUGACGUGCUGCUGAAGGAGUCCAAGUGGACGAGGGUGUUCUUCGGGGAGGGCCAGGCCUCCCUGUCCUUCAGCCGCCUGAGCAAGGACGACGAGGGGCUCUACACCUUGAGGAUCGUGUCCAGAGGGGGCGUCAGCGAGCACAGCGCCUUCCUCUUCGUCAGAGAUGCUGACCCGCUGGUCACAGGGGCCCCCGGCGCGCCCAUGGACGUGCUGUGCCAAGACGCAAACCGGGACUACGUCAUCGUCACCUGGAAGCCGCCCAACACGACCACCGAGAGCCCCGUCCUCGGCUACUUCGUCGAUCGGUGCGAGGUGGGGACGGACAACUGGCUGCAGUGCAAUGACUCGCCCGUGAAGAUCUGCACCUACCCCGUGACCGGGCUGUUCGAGGGCCGCUCCUACCAGUUCCGCGUGCGGGCGGUCAACAGUGCGGGCGUCAGCCGGCCGUCCCGCGCCUCGGAGGCCGUGGCCGCCCUCGACCCCGUUGACCUCAGGAGGUUACAAGCCGUGCACUUGGAGGGAGAUAAAGAAAUCGUGAUCUAUGAGGAGGACCUGGAGGGCGACGUGCAGGUCCCGGGACCUCCCACCAACGUGCACGUCUCCGAGCUCAGCAGGACCUACGUGGUCCUCAGCUGGGACCCCCCGUCCCCGCGUGGCAAGGAGCCCCUGUCCUACUUCAUCGAGAAGUCCGUGGUCGGGAGCGGCAGCUGGCAGCGGGUGAACGCCCAGACGGCCGUGAGGUCCCCGCGCUACGCCGUCUUUGACCUGGCCGAGGGGAAAUCGUACGUGUUCCGGGUUCUGUCCGCAAACAAACACGGGCUGAGCGACCCGUCGGAAAUCACCUCCCCUGUUCAGGCCCAGGACACCUUGGUCGCUCCGUCUGCGCCGGGCCAGGUCCUGGUGUCUCGGGACACGAAGACCUCCGUGGUAGUGGAGUGGGACAGGCCGAAGCAGGGGGAGGACCUGCUGGGCUACUACGUGGACUGCUGCGUGGCCGGGACCAGCCUCUGGGAGCCCUGCAACCACAAGCCCAUUGGCUACAACAGGUUUGUCGUGCACGGCCUGACGCCCGGAGAGCAGUACAUCUUCCGAGUGAAAGCUGUGAACGCCGUGGGGACCAGCGAGAACUCGCAGGAGUCCGACGCCAUCAAGGUCCAGGCCCCACUCACCGUCCCGUCCUACCCCUACGGGAUCACGCUCCUGAACUGCGACGGCCACUCCAUGACCCUGGGCUGGAAGGUGCCGCGGUUCAGCGGGGGCUCGCCCAUCCUCGGCUACUUCGUGGACCGGCGCGAGGCCCGGCACCGGAGCUGGCACGAGGUCAACACCAUGCCGGUCACAGAGCGCAUCCUGACGGUGGACGGCCUGACCGAAGGCUCCGCGUACGAAUUCAAAAUCUCCGCCACCAACCUGGUGGGCGUCGGGCAGCCCUCGGACCCCAGCGAGCUCUUCAAGUGUGAGGCCUGGACAGCGCCGGAACCGGGCCCCGCCUACGACCUGACCUUCUGCGAGGUCAGGGACACGUCGCUGGUGCUGCUCUGGAAGGCCCCGGUGUAUGCGGGCAGUGGGCCCGUGUCCGGGUAUUUUGUGGACUACAAGGAGGAGGGUUCCGAGGCGUGGACCACUGCCAACGAGGCGGCCACUGCGAAUCGCUACUUAAAGGUGUGUGACCUGCACCACGGGCAGAGCUACGUCUUCCGCGUGCGGGCCGUGAACACCAGCGGCGUGGGGACGCCGUCAGACUCGUCCGAGCCGGUGGUCCUGGAGACCAGGCCCGGCACGAAGGAGGUCGGCGCCGGUGUGGACGAGCAGGGCAAUAUCUACCUCAGUUUCGACUGCCCGGACGUGACGGACGCCUCGCAGUUCACGUGGUGCAAGUCCUACGAGGACAUCACGGGCGACCCGCGGUUUGAGGUCGAGACGGUCGGGGAGCACUCGAAGCUGUACUUUAAGAAUCCGGACAAAGGGGACUUGGGGACGUACUCGGUGUCGGUCAGUGACACGGACGGCGUGUCCUCCAGCUUCGUCCUGGACGAGGAAGAGUUGGAACGUUUGAUGGCCCUGAGCAACGAGAUCAAAAAUCCCACCAUCCCCCUGAAGUCGGAGUUAGCGUACGAGGUGUUUGACCACGGCCAAGUUCGCUUCUGGCUGCAGGCGGAGCACUUGUCCCCAGACGCCAGCUACCGAUUCGUCAUCAACGACAAGGAGGUCUCGGAUGGCGAGGCCCACAGGAUGAAGUGCGACAAGUCCACCGGCGUCAUCGAGAUGGUGAUGGACAAGUUCACCGUGGACGACGAGGGCACCUACACGGUGCAGAUCCAGGACGGCAAGGCCAAGAGCCAGUCCUCGCUGGUGCUCAUUGGGGACGCUUUCAAGGCCAUCCUAGAAGAGGCUGAAUUCCAACGAAAAGAAUUUCUCAGGAAGCAAGGCCCUCACUUUUCCGAGUACCUGCACUGGGACGUCACGGAGGAGUGCGAAGUCCGACUGGUGUGCAAGGUCGCAAACACCAAGAAAGAGACCGUUUUCAAGUGGCUCAAGGACGAUGUUCUGUACGAGACUGAGAGCUUGCCCGACCUGGAGAAGGGCGUCUGUGAGCUGCUCAUCCCCAAGAUGUCCAAGAAGGACCAUGGCGAGUACAAGGCCACCUUGAAAGAUGACAGAGGUCAAGAUGUGUCUGUCCUUGAAAUAUCCGGCAAAGUGUACGAGGACAUGAUCCUGGCGAUGAGCAGAGUCUGUGGCAUGUCGGCCUCCCCCCUGAAGGUGCUGUGCACACCGGAGGGCAUCAGACUGCAGUGCUUCCUGAAGUACUUCACCGAGGAGAUGCGCGUGAACUGGUACCACAAAGACGCCAAGAUCUCGUCCAGCGAGCGCAUGCGCAUCGGGGGCAGCGAGGACACGGCCUGGCUGCAGCUGUGCGAGCCCUCGGAGAAGGACCAGGGGAGGUACACCUUCGAGAUCUUCGACGGCAAGGACAACCACCAGCGCUCCCUGGACCUGUCUGGUCAAGCCUUCGAGGAGGCCUUCGCGGAGUUCCAGCAGCUCAAGGCGGCUGCUUUUGCAGAGAAGAACCGUGGGAAGGUGAUCGGCGGUUUGCCUGACGUGGUGACCAUAAUGGAAGGCAAGACCCUGAAUCUGACCUGCACGGUGUUUGGAAACCCCGACCCCGAGGUCGUGUGGUUCAAGAACGACAAGGACAUUGAGCUCAACGAGCACUUCUCCGUGAAGGUGGAGCAGGCCAAGUACGUCAGCAUGAGCAUCAAGGGCGUGACCUCGGAGGACUCCGGCAAGUACAGCAUCAACGUCAAGAACAAGUACGGGGGCGAGAAGAUCGACGUGACGGUCAGCGUGUACAAGCACGGCGAGAAGGUGCCCGACGUGCAGCCGCCCCAGCAGGCCACGCCCCAGCGCCUGCCCCCGGCCGCCGCCUCCGGCCCCGCGGAACCCUGAGCGUGGUGGGGGCCGGAUGUCCAGGCCCACGCGCUCUGUGCGCGGAGCCCCUGGGGUCCCCCGUGGUGUUUUCAUCUCCGUUCACUGCUAGUUUAGGUGCCUGAGUGGACGGCGGGGGCUCUGGCAGCAUCCUGUCCUCGCCUGGGUCUGGCCUCCUGGGGCUGACGAGGUCCUGGCUGGAGCCUCUUGGGCCGGUGUGACCUGGUCACUCUGUGUUUUCUUGCUUCCAACGAAUAAACCUUUAAGAGGCA
Molecule: messenger RNA, 4893 nt
Organism: Artibeus jamaicensis (Jamaican fruit-eating bat)
Lineage: Eukaryota; Metazoa; Chordata; Mammalia; Chiroptera; Phyllostomidae
Gene: MYOM2
Product: myomesin 2
Exons: 37
Coding region: 218-4642 (1474 amino acids)
Molecular function (GO): protein binding
Source: RefSeq, a predicted model, not a curated record